Messenger RNA from Betta splendens (Siamese fighting fish), 4550 nucleotides. RefSeq names its product adaptor related protein complex 4 subunit epsilon 1 (gene ap4e1). Gene Ontology annotation, biological process: intracellular protein transport; receptor-mediated endocytosis. The record is from RefSeq and is a predicted model, not a curated record. Gene Ontology annotation, molecular function: cargo adaptor activity. Lineage: Eukaryota; Metazoa; Chordata; Actinopteri; Anabantiformes; Osphronemidae. Gene Ontology annotation, cellular component: AP-4 adaptor complex; membrane coat. The coding region runs from base 193 to 3495 and encodes 1100 amino acids. The transcript has 21 exons.
CCAGGGAGCCAUGGGUAGACUGCUGAAUCAAAACAAUGGCCGACUGGCAAGCUAGAAUUUAACCACAAGUGUUUAACCGGCUCCGUUCGCCGUCUCUGCGUAGGAACCUCUCUGGGAUGGGUACAUGAUAGAUAGGGUACGCAUGUUUUAAAGGACAGAAACCAGCUGCUUGGCCCGUUUCCUGCUGUCAAAAUGAGCGAUGUUGUGGAGAAGACCCUGACAGCUCUGCCGAGCCUCUUGUCUUUAGAUUCCCAGCCUGGAUCUACAAAGCUGUCUUCCACCUCAAAACUAGGAAGCCUCAUCAGAGGAAUCACUGAGCUGACGUCCAAACAUGAGGAAGAGAAACUUAUUCAACGCGAACUAGUGUCUAUUAAGGAACAAGUGUCUUCCCCCAACACCUCCAUGAGGCAAAUGAAGGAUCUCAUGGUGAGAGCCAUCUACUGCGAGAUGUUAGGCUAUGAGGCUUCAUUUAGCUACAUCCAUGCUAUCAAACUGGCUCAACAAGGCACAGCGCUGGAGAAAAGAGUUGGUUAUCUCGCUGUGUCCUUGUUUCUUAAUGAAAGCCACGAGCUGCUGCUUCUCCUCGUAAACACUGUGUUGAAGGAUCUUCAGAGCACAAAUCUUAUUGAAGUCUGCAUGGCUCUAACUGUUGUCAGCCAAAUCUUCCCCAAAGAUAUGAUACCUGCUAUCCUUCCUCUGGUGGAGGAGAAGCUUAAUCACCCAAAAGAAAUAAUUCGUCGCAAAGCAGUCCUGGCACUGUAUAAGUUCUACCUGAUUGCACCAAAUCAAGUUCAGCACAUCCACAGCAAGUUUCGCCUAGCUCUGUGUGACAGGGAUCCUGGGGUAAUGACAGCAUCACUACACAUCUACUUACAGAUGAUCCAGGAGAACCCAGAAGGUUAUAAGGACUUAACAACAAGUUUUGUCACCAUAUUGAAGCAAGUGGUGGGAGGAAAGCUACCAAUGGAUUUUAACUAUCGCAGUGUUCCUGCUCCAUGGCUUCAAAUUCAGCUUCUUAGAAUACUAUCCUUACUUGGAAAGAAUGACCAGAGUACAAGUGAAAUCAUGUAUGAAGUUCUUGAUGAGUCUUUACAAAGAGCAGAGAUGAACCACAACAUUACCUAUGCAAUUUUAUAUGAGUGUGUAAAAUGUAUUUACACAAUUCAUCCUAAAUCUGAACUUUUGGAAAAAGCUGCAAAGUGCAUUGGCAACUUUGUUCUGUCACCAAAGAUGAAUCUCAAAUAUUUAGGCUUGAAGGCUCUCACCUAUGUGGUCCAGCAGGAUCCUAAACUGGCCUUGCAACAUCAGAUGACCAUCAUUGAAUGUCUUGAUCAUUACGACCUACUCAUCAAGCGUGAAACGCUGGAGUUGCUCUUUCGUAUCACCAAUGCCCAAAAUGUCACAGUCAUUGUUGAGAAGAUGCUGGAGUUUCUGAGCACGAGUAAAGAUGAUUACACUACCACUGACCUGGUGGGGAAGGUGGCAGAGCUGGCAGAAAAAUAUGCGCCAGACAAUGAAUGGUUCAUUGAGACCAUGAACACAGUGUUUUCGGUGGGUGGGGAUACGAUGCAGCCUGACAUCCCCAACAAUUUCCUGAAACUACUCUGUGAGGGAUUUGACAGUGUGGAGGAAGACAGGAAGUUGAGACUGUUCGCUGUGGACUCAUAUGUUUCUCUGCUCCAAGGAAAGCCUGGCAACCUGCCACAGCGCUUCCUCCAAGUCAUCAGCUGGGUCCUGGGUGAAUACUCUCAUUUGAGGGAGGAACUUGAUCCAGCAACAGUCAUGAGGUUGUUGGUCAAACUACUAGAAAGGAAGCAAACAAGCAGUGAAACCAAGAGCUACGUCCUUAUGGCAAUGACCAAGCUCUGUCGGAGUGGUGAAGGUGUUUCUAUAGCUCAGGAGGUUUCUGAGUCAUACAGCAGCUCAAUGGACACAGUUCUGAGGCAGAGGGCGCAUGAGCUGCAGCACCUGAGUCACAACCUUGAACUACGAACCAGGGUGCUGCUACCUGGAGAGGCUGGUCUGGAGCCACUGGAGGUGGAUUCUUCACUGUCAUUUCUGGAUGGAUUCGUGUCAGAGGCGUUGGCUGCUGGCGCUGCCCCAUACAAGCCUCCCCAUCAACGUCAGGAAGAACUCGCUCAGGCGAAAGCGUUGAGCCUGGAGCCGUACAGCCUGGCCCUGCCCAUCAGCAUGUCCUCCUGCAGCAUUACAGACAGACAGUCUCCCACACUGUUGUCCAUGAGCUCUGGUCUGUCAGGAGAUAGCACCGAUCUGUCACACAAAGGAGGCUCUACCACUCUGAAGCUGGAUGGAGUGAAGAGGGUCUGGGGAAAAGAGGGCUACCUGGCACAGAGAGAACCCAUAGAGGAGGCCCAGAUUGAGGUUCCUAGUCCUCUCCGGUCCCCCAUCCAGCAGACAGAGACUGGCAACUCACACAGCCCAAGCCCAGCCCCAACACAGAGCCCUGAGCACGAGCCAGAGAAGCAGCAGCUGGCCUCCUCACUGUUCGUCGGACUCAGCUCCCAAAGCUCCGUGUGUCUGAUGGGGAAAUCCGAGCCAAUGCCCCAACGCUUUAGGAAGAAAGCCAAAGGUCAGAGCUCAACCAGCGCGCCAACGUCCAACUCCCUCAUCUCUCUUCCCAGCACCGUGGAUCACCUGCUUUGUACCAACCUACUGGAAAAGACUCCUGAACUCUCUGAGGUCCACGCUGCUGCUAAUGGCACCUGUGACGUAGAAGCUGCUCUUGUGUCACACGAGGACUCAAACACACCUCAAGACCUCUGUCUCAGUUCUCACCUUCCUGCUGAACUCUCUGAACUUUUUCACUCUGAAAUCUCCCCUCUGUGCUCCACUCAAAGCCUCCACCUCUCAGCCUGUUAUGUGCAGAAAGAGGAUUCUCUAAUACUAGUUAUUUUUAUUACCAACUCCUCCGACUUUGCUGUUCAUGACGUACAUGUGGAUCUUGACUCAGAACAACUUGAGGUAUCCUGUGCCUCUGACAGCCCAGUGAAGGAGGUGAGAGGCUGCUGUGUAGCAGUGUGUCAGUAUUCACUGACUGUGAAGAGGCCUUCAGCUCAUGUCACAGUGGCUGGAAUGGUGUCUCAUCAGCUCCACAUUGAAACGCCUCAAACAGCACAGUUUUCAUACGAACUCCCGCUAACCAGCUUCGUCAGACCUUUGAAAGUAUCGACUGAGGAGUACGGGAGGAUGUGGCUUGACUUUACGCAUGAUACAAAACAGAACUUGACGCUGAUCAAUGAUGGCGAAGAGCCUCUUACAGACACUCUGACUGUACUGAAGAAGAAACUUCAGCUUCACAUUGUUGAAAUCAUAGGAAUGGAAGGCAUCGUAGCAUGCCGGCUCCUCCCGGAUCAGCCGUGUCUGAUGCACUGCCGUUUGCACGCAGGCUCUCUGGCUGUGUGGAUGCGCUCGUCACUCCCCGACCUUCCCGACUGCCUCAUGUACCACUGUCAGAGGUCUUUAACGGAGCACUAAAGCCCUUCUGCAAAAGCUGCACUGACGCCACUGAGCAGCCAGAGCCACAAGCACCGCAGAGGAAGCUACACAGAGCUGUAAAGCAGAAGAGAAGGGGUCACAGCUGACAGCGGGCAUUUACAUCACCAUGCUACAGUGUUUACCAUUUGUUUGUCUCAAUCAGUUCUGGUUUUAAUGUCCAUGAAUCAGUGCUUUUUAAAAUAACAUUUCUCACAACCACAGUAUUAGUAAAAGUCAUCUGUCUAAAGCCUCAAAGCCCGUGUUUCUCAUUAACACUACUGUUAUAAAGUGCUAUUAUUGAUAUAGAAGGAAGAACAUCCUUUUCCACAGCUAAGAUAAUUAUUUAAAAGACUGUUAAAAAAGACUUAAGAGACUGACAUAUUUUAGCGAAGUACCCAAUACAUGUUUUAUUUACUUUGUACAUGCUUUUGAACAGAUCAGUGAAUUUAAAUCCUCUACCUGUCAGUAAAAGCCACAGAGAGGGAGCUUUCAGUUUAAAUAACAAAAUGCUGAUGAUACUUUUCACUAUUUCACAUCCAUUAUGAACUUUUUGUCUUAAACACCACCGAUGUCUGUUUUUCAUUCAUCAGUAAUUUGCAGGUGCUGUCUUGUGUGUGUGAUGGGGUUAUCUAUGCACUCAUGUUUCUGAGUUUCAGGGAGAAGUGGAUUUGUGUGUGGAUAGUGAUGUUAGAUUAUUCUAUUUUUCUAUCAGUGCAGUAUUAAAAACAUAUUUAUUGGGUUUAUAUUCUUGCAGAAAAUAUUUUUAUUAAUUCCACUGAAAGGAGAAGAAUCGUUGUGUUUCAUGUGCUGUUGUUUGGUUCUCGUUAUGGUUGACAUGUUUCAGCCUGUUUGAGUUAAUUCCAACUGAAGGGAGGGUUUGUUUCAGUUAUUUCUCCGUGUUCUGGUUUGAAUCUAUUCUCAACUUUAAACCCAGCGCCUUACGUUCCAUCGCCAAGUUGACAUGUGGUUUGUGCCUGUGGUGCAGAGAGGAAUCAUUGUUUCUUAGAGUGCCUGACACUAUGUCCUGCUAACUUAUGAAUAAACUCUACACUUAA